This is a messenger RNA of Ceratina calcarata, 1484 nucleotides long. RefSeq names its product GABA type A receptor-associated protein autophagy-related 8a (gene Atg8a). Lineage: Eukaryota; Metazoa; Arthropoda; Insecta; Hymenoptera; Apidae. The record is from RefSeq and is a predicted model, not a curated record. The transcript is spliced from 3 exons. The coding region runs from base 361 to 714 and encodes 117 amino acids.
GAACCAAUUGCAUUAUUUUAAAACGAAUCGCUCUCAAAUAACAAGCGACCGCCGUCGUCGAGUUGACCGUGUAUACUUAUUUCUUUUAUCAGUCGUACAGCCCCGACAGCCCCGACGAAUCUAACCCGUGAGGGACUAUUUCGCAUUUGCGUAGUGAAUCGCAGUGCGCAGACGGUGUGACGCACGGCGAUUGUUGUGACAGAAGCGGAGGAAAGUCGUCGUAUUUUCCAGUUUCGGUAACACGCAUAUGAAUCGCUAGGGAAAGAGUCGGGAAUUGAAACGGUUACGGUUAACUGCGACUCCGGAACAAGAGGACUAUCGAACGUAUAACGGCUCGUGCAGAUCGCGCGAGCACCGAGAAUGAAGUUUCACUACAAGGAGAAACACUCCUUCGAGAGGAGGAAGGUCGAGGGUGAAAAGAUUCGACGAAAAUAUCCCGAGAGAGUCCCCGUGAUCGUCGAGAAGGCUCCGAAAGCUAAAAUCAGUGACUUGGAUAAACAAAAGUAUCUAGUACCAUCUGAUCUGACCGUUGGACAAUUUUACUUUUUAAUCCGCAAACGAAUCCACCUUCGCCCGGAGGAUGCUCUCUUUUUCUUCGUGAACAACAUAAUCCCCCCAACGAGCGCUACCAUGGGUUCCCUCUACGCGGAACAUCAUGAAGAGGAUUUUUUCCUCUACAUAGCAUACAGUGAUGAGAAUGUAUAUGGAUACUAAAUUACAAGAAACAGAAGAAGAUACAAAAAGCAGAAGACAACAUCCAAAAAAAGGAGCAGACAAAAAUUUACAACAAACGUAGUCCUCUUAGAAGCUUUUCGGAAGUGUCAAAGAAAAUUGUAUCUUUCAAAAGAAAAAAAAAUAAUAAUGUCAAGUGAAAUUUGAGAUUCCUAGCACAGCACAUCGAAUUCUAAGUUCUUGCUUCCUUAAGGUAUUGGACGCGUUCGUCUGUGAACAAAUGCGAACAUUGUAAUUUGUUUUUCUUUUCUCUCUCUCUCUCUCUCUCUCUCUCUCUCUCUUUCUCUUUGAUUCCGUCACUCACCGCUGAUCGAUGAAGCUCCGAGAACGAAAAUGACUGUAUUAAGGAGCUGGAGCUAUUUUACAAUACGAUCUCCUUUGUCAUUGUAUAGCCCGAUAUUAUUGAAACUAAACAGAAAUUAGCGUGAACGUCGAACUGAUAAUGUAAUUUGCAUUACUGAUCGACACAAUUAACUUUCACUAAGUGUACAUUUACACGCGUUAACAAUUAUUUAAAAAGAUUUAAAGUAAUUAAUAAUCUUUAGGGCUAAAUCCGCGGUAAAUUUAUAUAAUUAUCUCGGUAGAUAUUUUAUGUGGUACGAUUUCUUCUUAUUUAGAAUUAGUACUAUUCUAUUCACAUGGUUUAACAAUUAUUCGAUUGUAACGAAACGAAAAAGACUUGCUGAACACGUGGUGAGGUGAAAAUUUGUUGUAAACGGCUGGAUGUGGGCCAAUAAAAAAGUAUAAAAAUA